Messenger RNA from Hibiscus syriacus, 2087 nucleotides. RefSeq names its product biotin carboxyl carrier protein of acetyl-CoA carboxylase-like. The transcript has 9 exons. NCBI's taxonomy places the organism in Eukaryota, Viridiplantae, Streptophyta, Magnoliopsida, Malvales, Malvaceae. The record is from RefSeq and is a predicted model, not a curated record. Bases 123 to 962 code for a protein of 279 amino acids.
GCUUAUCUAGACCAACCCUUUCUCUAAUUCAUUGCCUUCUUCUCCAUUUUGCCCCUAUCUAUCUUGUUCCUCCAUAUUUCCCCUCAUUGACCAUUCCACUUGGCUCUUCCUUUCCUCUUCCAAUGGAGUCCGCUGCUCUCAAGUCCUUCCACUAUUCCGUAGGUGCUGUUUCACAAAGGCCGAGUAAGUUUUGUAUGUCUUCUGGUUGCUGGUCAAAUUCAAGAAAAUCAUGUGCCCUAGGCUUGAUGGUUGGCGGGAAGAAUUCUUCUAGAAGACGAACUGUAACUUUAACAGCAUCUGCAAAGACACCUGAAGCUACAGUAACAGCCAAGCCAAAUGAUAGCACCUCCCAAGGCUCAUUGGAGAAGAAAUCUUCAAAGAAUGCAACUUUUCCAAAUGGAUUUGAGGCAUUGGUAAUGGAGGUAUGUGAUGAAACUGAGAUUGCGGAGCUGAAAAUGAAGAUUGGAGACUUUGAAAUGCAUCUGAAGCGGGAUGUUGGUGCCACAAAAGUUCCCUUGUCCAACAUUUCACCUACAACAGCCCCACCAAUCCCAUCUGAACCAAUGAAUGAAACAGCUGCUGCUACCCAACCUCCAUCACCACCGAAACCCUCCCCUGAGAAGCCUACUCCAUUUAAAAAUUUUGCCUUUGGGAAGUCAUCCAAGUUAGCUACCUUGGAAGCAUCUGGAUCUAGCAACUAUGUUCUAGUUCCUUCUCCCAUUGUUGGUACAUUCCGAAGAGGCAAAACAAUUAAGGGGAAAAGGCAACCUCCCAUCUGCAAGGAGGGUGAUUUGAUCAAAGAAGGACAACUGAUAGGAUUCUUGGAUCAAUUUGGUACCGAACUUCCUGUUAAGUCGGAUAUAGCUGGAGAAGUCUUAAAGAUCCUCUUCAAUGAUGGAGAUGCCGUAGGAUAUGGAGAUCCACUCAUUGCAGUCUUGCCAUCAUUUCAUGGCAUCAACUGAUCUCUCUCCUAUGGCAUUUUGGAAGAGAUUACGUCACAAAAUCUUCAGGGUAUGCGUUUCGUUUUCUUGCAUCAUUUUGUAGUGUCAUUUGUGCCAUCGUUUGAUUGAGUAACCUGGACACUUGUAAACAAUGUUGCCAGUGUGUUGAAUUCCAAGGAUACAAUACAAUAAAUGUGCAAGGAUAUCACAGAUUGAGAGUUUUACCAAGUGUAUCACCUAAAUUUUUUUGUGUAAUAAUUUUUUAGACUUUUUUUGAGUUUUGCAUAACUGCCUACCAGUUUACAUAAUGGCUACCUGCAUUAUUGGUACCUGUGACUGUGACCUGCACAUGCAAAACGUAUGGAACUGCCAUAAAUAAGACCAUCGAAUGCUUAGUUUGAAAUUUUUAUGGCAGCAGACAUUGAAACACUAAUGGAAACUAGUUCCACCAAGGCCAUGGUGUAACAGAUUGUGAGCAAUGUUAUCCCUAGCCAGCACGGCAUUCGAAAACCUCGAGUUAUUCCCAGUUAUCAUCGCAUCAUCAAAAAGCUCAAAUUGUAGUUCAGGGUCCAUCUCCUCAUUGUUCACCUCACAAAUGUUAUGCAGAACACAGCAAGCCCCAAUCACCAUUGGCAGCUCUUGAAGCUUUACCUCUGUUCUCUUCUGCAAGCAAGCCCACCGCCCUUUCAACCUAGCAAAUGCUUCCUUAGCAACGUUUUGAACCUCACUGAUUUUUUCAUUGAAACCAUGCUGAGCCCAAGUCAAAUUAUGGUGCCCGUAUGGAACCAAAAGCCAAUCCAUCAAAGGGUACCCAGGAUUCCCAACAAUCCAAACAUCCUUCAAGCUCCCUUUACUGGCCCUUUUGAACAAAGCAGACUUCUCCAGCACUUGAUCAUCAGGCAUUGAACCGGGCCAUCCGAUACAAACAUCUCUGAAAAUCCCCUCUCGAUCGACCACUCCUUGGACUGUAAUUGAGUAAGAUGUUUUCUGGUUCCUCUCUGUAUGUCUUCUAUUGAAAUAAGCUGCUACAUUGAACUUGGGUGCUAUAAUUGGCACAUGAGUUGUAUAUAACGAGCCCCCUAUAUUUGGAAUCCCCGAUAUCGACUCAAAUUCCUCCUUAAUUUCUUCCAUUUUCUUCUCAUCAGG